AUGUCUACGCCACCGACCUUCUCAUCGGCCGUCUUUCCUACAAGCCUGUAUAUCGCAACCAUUGUGCUUUACUCCAUCCUCAUCAUACCUACUUUUUACAUCUGGCGUCGCCAUGGCAGACCCGGCUUCCUAGCUUACAACUUCGUCUAUGCAUUUUGCGCCAUCCGCAUUGCCGGCGGUGCGUUAUCCGUGGUCGCUGUCCACAAUCACGAUCUCGAAACCAGCGCGACUAUCGUCAAUAGCUUGGCCAUCUCGCCACUGCUGCUAGCUGGUCUUGGAUUCUUGCACGAGGCACGCAAUGCCCGUAUCGCGAAUUCGAACUCAAGACGCGAGUGGAUGUUUGUGGGUGUGCUUCACGCUCUAGUGACUACGGCUAUUGUGCUGGUGGUCAUUGGCAUCGUCAACGUCGUCAAAGGUGUAUCAACAACCCAAGACUCUGGGCUUGUGAAAGCCGGUCUGGCGGUUUUGGUGGUGGCAUAUGUGGUUUUGCUCGCUUGGACGACGGGUUCUCUACGCCACCCUGCUCGAUCAAAGAAUGACACGUUUAUCGAUGGGACGGUGGUAAGUUUUCAGAUUCGAGUCACUCAAAAGAGGCUUACACAUUGCUGA
Aureobasidium uvarum is the source of this 609-nucleotide messenger RNA. The record is from the annotation of a GenBank genome assembly. NCBI's taxonomy places the organism in Eukaryota, Fungi, Ascomycota, Dothideomycetes, Dothideales, Saccotheciaceae.